Hyposmocoma kahamanoa is the source of this 744-nucleotide messenger RNA. RefSeq lists its product as uncharacterized. NCBI's taxonomy places the organism in Eukaryota, Metazoa, Arthropoda, Insecta, Lepidoptera, Cosmopterigidae. The transcript has 5 exons. The record is from RefSeq and is a predicted model, not a curated record. The coding region runs from base 10 to 744 and encodes 244 amino acids.
UCUCUACGAAUGUUGGCGACCAUCAUGGCUAUUCUAAUUUUUGAAGCUGAAAGCACGAAAGAGGUUGAAGAAUCCGGUGACUUCAUAGAGCCUUGCGCUGACCCCAAAUAUUGUGUUAAAAACUCCCUACAAGCAUCAUUGCCUGCGUUCGUGAGAGGAGUACCAGAGUUGGGCAUCGAUUCAUUAGAUCCGUUUUUCAUUAAGAACUUAACACUCCUUCUGCCAGGAGACCUUAGAGUUCAAUAUACUCAAGGCAUUUCUAAAGGAGCCAAGAAAUGUGUUGUUGACAUCGCAAGAAUUACUGGGGACAUACUGGACUUCCAGAUACGUUGUAAUUUGACCAUCAAAGGGAAGUACAGAUCUACUGGUCAACUUUUCAUGUUUGCGAUCGACGGUGAAGGCAACUCAAUGAUUCGAUGCAGAAAUAUUAAGAUUCAAUGUGUUAUCAAGCUAGGAACCACGGUGGGACAAGAUGGUAAAAAAUAUUUGGAAAUAAGAAAUUUUAAAUAUCACCAUAGCUACGAUGGCCAAGUCUUUUACCAUAUGGACAACCUCAUCAAGGGAAAUCCACAGCUUGGUGCUAUAAUUAUGGAGUUUAUGAACAACAACUGGAGAUUAGUAGCAGAAGAGUUCGGCACACCGAUAGUUGACUUAGGCGUUACCUCUGCUCUAAAGAAUAUCAAGAAAUUCUUAAAAGCUGUUCCAAUGAAUCAAAUCGCCUCCACCAGUGUUUUUAAUAUUUAA